Raphanus sativus (radish) is the source of this 1559-nucleotide messenger RNA. RefSeq lists its product as uncharacterized. Lineage: Eukaryota; Viridiplantae; Streptophyta; Magnoliopsida; Brassicales; Brassicaceae. The coding region runs from base 78 to 1139 and encodes 353 amino acids. The record is from RefSeq and is a predicted model, not a curated record. The transcript has 5 exons.
UUUGCGAACGAAGCAGUAACCUCUGCUAUAAUCUAACUUCCUCGAUACUCGUGAAAGACCGACCUCUCAAGAGAGCCAUGGAACCUACUAGCUUAAACGACGACGUUGAGUUCCGACUUCCGCCUGAGUUUCUCACUGACGACGACUACAAGCUUUUCGAGGGUGAUGAUGAGUCCACCAACUUGUUCCCCUACGAGCUGAUUCAUGGAUUCGGUUUAGACUCCGGUUUUGAUAGUAGAACCGUUAAGCCAACCGGGGACGAAGUGAAUUUCUUAACCGGAUCGACCAGGAAAACCGCUCGGUCAUCAUAUCUGGAAGAUGAUGUCUCCUGUGGAUUUCUCGGUAACCACGCUUUUCCCGCCGAUAAUAACUACAAGGCGUGGGGUGCGACUCGUUCAAGUCCUUGUAGGGCCGGGGACGGUUACGGUCGCCGGAAUCAGAACUGUCAGACGCGAGUUUCUUCUCAGGCGGCUGCGUGUGAUCUGUAUUGCUCCGCGGUGGAGGAGAAGCUGGCGACGAUGAAUAUCAGCGACGGUUACAACAACAGUGGCAGGGGAAUUGUCGAUCUUCCCAGAAAACAUCCCCUUGCCCCCGCCGCCGCCGCCGCAGUCAGAAACCCUAACGACGACUCUGGCUACUACAGUCGCCAGUCUCUCCAAUACCAUAAGCUACAAGCUCUCCAAUUUCAGCAGCAACAGCUACUGCUGAUGCGGAAAAGAAGAGGAUUGAAGGCUAAUAAUAGCAACAAAAUUGUUACCCAGUCGCCAUCUGUGUGGUCUAAUCAGCAGCCACAGAGAAGUGAUGGUUCGGGCAUGCGUGCUGUUUUCCUCGGAGGAGGUGACCGCACCGGGAAACGUAGAUCAACCGGGACCGGCGUCUUCUUGCCUCGUCGCGUUAACCAUACUUCCCCUGAAACUCGCGAGAAGCCCAGUGUUGCGACGGUUUUGAUUCCGGCUAGAGUGGCGAAGGUUCUUAACCUAGACGAAUCUGUUGUCCAGCCAUCGGUCCGCUCUUCAGCUAGUAGUAGACUCAACGAGCCGUCGUGGAGACAGAAGAGUUACAAUGGCGGAUUCUCGAGCCAGAUGAAGAUGGAGCAAACAGCGAUUGAGCCUCGGUUGCCAUCGGACUGGGCUUACUGACCGAAUCGGGUUGCGUGGGUGUUUUUUUUUUAGGAAAGGUUUGAAGGAAGUAAAAAGGAGGAAUAAGAUUUGGAUUUUGAUGACUUAGGGUAGCGAAAUAGUAGCAAAAUUAGGGUUUAUUAUGGAUAGUGUAAGAUUUGAAGGACCAAGAAAAAUAAAGGAAGGGAGAAAGGUGAAGAAGAUCCUGUGGACAUGACUGGGUUUUGGAUUGUUUUUAACCACACCACUGUUGACUGAGCAAAGCAACAAGAGUCCCUUUUGGCUUUUUGUUGUUUGUUUUUGGUUGUCCAUGGGGAAUUAAAGUCUCAGUUUGUCUCUGGGCUGUUGCUUUAGUAUCUACCCCCUUCUCUCUCCCCCUCGUUUGUUCUCACAACUCUUUAAUCAAUGGGAAGUAUUAGUAAAAAUAAUUUUGUUUGCCAA